This is a messenger RNA of Cyphellophora attinorum, 498 nucleotides long. RefSeq lists its product as uncharacterized. The transcript has a single exon. The record is from RefSeq and is a predicted model, not a curated record. The coding region runs from base 1 to 498 and encodes 165 amino acids. Lineage: Eukaryota; Fungi; Ascomycota; Eurotiomycetes; Chaetothyriales; Cyphellophoraceae.
AUGAAAAUAUUCUCGAUCUUCUUGAUAAUCGCAGGGCUAGCGUUCUCGCUGCCCACCUCCGAGGAGACUGCCGCCGGCUUCGCCGAAUCAUUGGACGACGUGGGCUUUGACCGCACCACGGGGGACAUCACCCCAGACGCAGUAUCCCUGGAACCCCGAGGGACAGCCACCUCCAAAUCCAAGACAACGCCCAAAUACACCAUCUGCCAAAAUCCCGGCUUCGUAGGGCCAUGCACACGGCAAGAAGUCAAAGGUCUCGAUGUGUGCGAGAAGAUGCCCUGGGUGUCCAAGUACAGCUUUCCAUUUGAGGAUUUCUCCUUCAGUCCGGACUACGGCGCGUUUUGUAAAGUGUACAACAGCGAUAGCUGCGGAGAGAACUUCCCGUGGAUGAUCGUGACCAAAGGCGUGGAACUGCUUAAGACGGCGAACCAGGCGAAUUUGUUCCGUGGAGGGGUGUUGCCUGGGUUCUUUAGUUUUCGGUGUUGGAAGCUGGAUUGA